AAAUAAAUCAAUCGUAAUGAAACUUGGCGUUACAUCGGAACUAACGAGUGUUCCUGGAUGUUUCCGCCCGACCGUGUCAAAGACGAACCAAACACUUCAGUGCACAGACAGUUAGUGCACGUUGUAUUUUGUAUCAACACGGCUACCUGUGAUGUUUUUGUCACUGGUCCUUUACUCAUUACACCUCAUGUAUGUUCAACGCGGCUAGCGACCGAGACAACAGCUUCACCGGAAGAGCUAAAACUACCGCGAGGCUGAGCUCAGCUGUCAGUCAUGCUGCUGGUGGACCCUGGUCUGUACAUCGGCACUGCGGCUGACCUCAAUGACAGCCAGGCGCUGGCCGAUGCCGUUAUCACUCACAUCCUGUCUGUGGACUCUGUGGACCCCGCCCCCCUGGUUCCUGCAGAUGGGAACUUCCGCAGGAAGUGGAUCAAUGUUCUGGAUGAGGUAACCUCUGACCUUCUGAGUCACAUGGACGACUGCUUCCUGUUCAUUCGCGAGGCUGUGGAUGGAGGCAGGGCUGCACUCGUUCACUGCCAAGCAGGUCGGAGUCGCAGCGCCACCAUCGUUACUGCUUAUCUGAUGAAGAGAUACCAGCUGGGCUUCACUGAGGCUUACCACAGACUGAAGACUGUCAAACAGGAUGUACAGGUCAACCGUGGUUUUGAGGAGCAGUUGAGUCUGUACGAGUCUCUGCAGUGUGAAGUGGACACCUCCAGUCCUCUGUACAAACAGUACAGACUGACCAAGAUCACAGAGAAGUACCCUGAGUUGCAGCACAUUCCCAGGGAGCUGUUUGCCGCUGACCCCGCCCACUCCAGCUCCUCUGAAGUGUCCUAUCGUUGCAGGAAGUGCAGACGAGCUCUGUUCCGGGGCUCCAGUAUUCUCAGUCACCCAGUAGGAGAAGGAGCACCAGCCUUUGGUCACAAGAAGUCCAGUAAACUCACCAGAGACGUCCAGUGUACUUCUUACUUCAUUGAACCAGUGCAGUGGAUGGAACAAGCGUUACUUGGAGUUAUGGAUGGACAGCUGCUGUGUCCUAAGUGUAGCUCCAAGCUGGGCUCAUUCAGCUGGUGUGGUGACCAGUGUUCGUGCGGUCGAUGGGUCACUCCUGCCUUCCAGCUGCACCGCAACAGAGUGGACGAGAUCCAACAACUCAACAUAUAACACACACACUCAUACAUGAAUUCCACCCUCUACAGGCAGAAAAAGAGAUGGCGGACAGCUCAUCAACACGCAGUCAAGAAGAAUUGUAUGACUGAUAUUUUUUUUAAAUGUAACACUCAUCUUGCACCAGUUAAUAAAGACAUUUUGUACAGUGAGUGACCUGAAGACAAAGAAAAAGAUUACUGAAAGAUAUGGGUGACCGUGUAAUUCAAACCGGCUUGUACAGACUCUUACUCCAGUUGAUAGUUCAUGACACGU
Messenger RNA from Etheostoma spectabile (orangethroat darter), 1425 nucleotides. It is a transcript of the gene dusp12, whose product is annotated as dual specificity phosphatase 12. Gene Ontology annotation, biological process: protein dephosphorylation. Gene Ontology annotation, molecular function: protein tyrosine/serine/threonine phosphatase activity. The coding region runs from base 274 to 1167 and encodes 297 amino acids. Gene Ontology annotation, cellular component: nucleus. The record is from RefSeq and is a predicted model, not a curated record. Lineage: Eukaryota; Metazoa; Chordata; Actinopteri; Perciformes; Percidae. The transcript is spliced from 8 exons.